CCCCUGGUGCAUGGGGUGAGGCUUUGUCCCGUCCCAAACUGUUCUGACAGCAUUUUGUUUUUCUCUCUUGCUAAAUACUAAGCACUUGGUCUUGUAAAGAGUUGUCUGCUGGGGCAUAUCACGCAGCUCUGUGCAGGAUGGACUUGGGACUGGUGACCUAUCGAUCGUUAAUGCUAUAAUUGCACAGUUACACUAGUGUUCUCCGGGAGACUCCCACAGCAUGGGGCUCUCUCUAGGGGCCUCUCUAACUCGGUGUGGGUCUGGUUUGGGGUCUGUGUAAAGUUAAUUAUUUAUGCUUUUGUUUGCAUUUUUAAGACACUUUUGUAGAUUCUGCUGAAUGCAUGUAACAUUGAAUAAUGUAAUAGUGAAAGGCUAAGACUCGCUCUGGAGGCUGAGACGGUGCUUUGGCUGACUGUAUACAAGAACGUGUGGGGAGAACCAAGCUUAGGAUGAAAGAGUGGUGGAUUCAGGUGGGGCUGCUGAGCGUACCCCUCCUUGCUGUCUACCUGCACAUCCCUCCGCCUAAGCUGUCCCCAGCCCUUCACUCAUGGAGGGCGUCAGGAAGGUACUUCACAUACAAGACCCAGAACAUCUUUUACAGAGAUUCAUCGGGUGCACUCGGCAGUUCAGAUAUUGUGGUUCUGUUACACGGCUUCCCAACCUCCAGCUAUGAUUGGUACAAGAUUUGGGAAGGGCUGACCCAGCGAUUUCACAGGGUGAUCGCUCUGGAUUUUGUAGGAUUUGGUUUUAGUGACAAGCCUAGGCCCCAUCACUAUUCCAUUUUUGAGCAGGCCAACAUCGUCGAGGGGCUGCUGGGGCACCUGGGUCUCCGAAAUCAGAGGAUCAACCUCCUGUCUCAUGACUAUGGAGACACAGUUGCGCAGGAACUGCUCCACAGGUAUGAACACAAUAAAACUGGAUGUGUCCUGAUCAAUAGCCUAUGUUUAUCCAAUGGAGGUAUUUUCCCAGAAACUCAUUACCCCAGGUUCAUUCAGAAGAUUCUCAAGGAUGGUGGCCUACUGUCCCCCAUCAUCACCCGGCUAAUGAACUACUGCCUCUUCUCAAGAGGACUUGGAGCAGUCUUUGGUCCGUAUACGCAGCCUUCAGCUGCGGAAUACUGGGACAUGUGGACAGCAAUCCGGACAAAUGAUGGAAAUCUUGUUGUUGACAGUAUUUUACAGUAUAUAAAUCAAAGAAAGAAGCACAGAGACCGUUGGAUUGGGGCUCUGACAUCCACCUCUGUUCCAUUGCAUCUAAUCUAUGGGCCCUUGGAUCCUGUAAAUCCAUAUCCAGAGUUUCUUCAGCUCUACAGGAAGGUGCUUCCCAUGUCUACAGUCUCUGUUCUGGAUGACCACAUUAGCCACUAUCCACAGCUUGAAGAUCCUAUGGGCUUCCUGAAUGCAUAUUUGAACUUCAUCAACUCCUUCUGAGCAGCUACGUAGUCUUUCCCUCUCAUGCUUUGGUUCAGAGGUGUUUGGGAAAGAUCCUGCUUUUAUUUCCAGACCGGACACUUACCUUUCCUGUGCAGAGUGAUCUUUGGGUAUGUUAGACUGCUGCAUAUGUGUAAGGAACUGAACCUUUGGACACUGGGAAGGAUUAACCUCGAGGGAGUUGUGAACGACCAUGUGAACAUCCAAGGGAAGUUACUGAUAGUAGUUCUGGUCCUGGGCCAGAAGGGAACUAGUGGUAAGGACGAGGUAGGUCACAGGGGGAGGAAAGAUAACACUGCUAAUCAUGCUAUUCCAAGACUCCUUCCCUGUCCUUGUGGCCAGAAGAAGCCCGGCCUAUUCCAGGAAGCCAUUUGCAACCACAUGCCAAUUAGCUUGUUUCUAGAACAGAAAGUGGCACAGUAGAUCUUUCUCUUCUCUGAAAGUGCAUUUAACUGACCUACUGAACAGACAAGUUUUAAAAUGGGAAAAUAUCUACAUUAUAAAGAUGUGAACAAGUAAUUAGUUGUCAGGCAUGGUUACCUAAUUCUUCAUUGGAAGGGCUUGUCUACACAUUAACUAUACUGCUCUAGUUAGGGCAGCAAAAUCCCCUUCGUGUGAAUAGUUAUACUGGGGUAUGAGCACUUCUCUUGGUAGAACUGUCUACAGAAGGGCUUUUACUGGCACAGCAUCUCCCCUGACUAGCCCAGUUAUGCCAGUAAAAUGUAAGUGUGGAACAGUCCUAAAAGGCAAGUUUCCUUAACCACUAUUAGUAGUAGUCAACUCCAUAAUGUAAUAAGGUGCAAAUUAAAUUGCACUGUAGCCUCACCAGUAUGUCAUGGAAGAGAGGUGCUCUACUGUGCCAGAAUCAGCCUGAAGCACAAAGUCAAGAGGGCUCUUAGAUAAAUUGUGUAGUAUACACAUAGCUUAACAAUCCUAAAACUGAUUGCCACUAUUAAAGCAAUAACUACUUUAAACCACAGGAAUGUAUAAAGUAUUAAAAACAAGUUUUAAAAAACCCAAAGUACUGGCUCUGCUGCAUACAGAGGCUUUAUGUGACCUCAUACUGUGGAAAGUAGUAUCUUUCCUAAAGAGUUGCAAGUCCUCCCCUUAAAAGGGACAGUGUUUAACUCAGUUUUAGGCUGACGGUUCAGAACUGAAGUCAUAUGCCUUUCACACAGCACCAGAGGCAGAAACAUUACAAAACUGAUUGUCAAGCCAAGUUGGCAGGAGGACUGAGAACCACUGCUUUUUGCAACUGAACAGAUUUCUAGUUACUAGCAUCCCAUCAAGAGGAAAGGUUUUCCAGUAUGGGCUGCUUUGUGCUGAACUGAGGUUUGUCAGUUGCUGUGGCAAAACUUUUAACGAUUCUAUUUUAUUAGCAACAAUUCAACAACUUGAAACUGGAAUGAUCAAUGUUUAUUUUCUGUUAAUAAAAAUCUGUUUUGACAAAA
Messenger RNA from Chelonia mydas (Green sea turtle), 2881 nucleotides. RefSeq names its product mesoderm specific transcript (gene MEST). The transcript is spliced from 12 exons. The record is from RefSeq and is a predicted model, not a curated record. Bases 450 to 1430 code for a protein of 326 amino acids. Gene Ontology annotation, molecular function: catalytic activity. Lineage: Eukaryota; Metazoa; Chordata; Testudines; Cheloniidae.